This is a messenger RNA of Ilex paraguariensis (yerba mate), 255 nucleotides long. The record is from the annotation of a GenBank genome assembly. Lineage: Eukaryota; Viridiplantae; Streptophyta; Magnoliopsida; Aquifoliales; Aquifoliaceae.
AUGAAUGUUUUCUAUGCGAGGAACAUUAUGAGACAUUGGAACACAUAUUUCUCAACUGACUCGCCUAAAUCGUCUUCCCCUCCUUGUGGAUUUCUAAAGCUAAAUUUUGAUGGAGGGCCUAUUUUCCAUUGGAAGGAGGCUACUGGUAUAGGGGUAGUAGCGAGAGAUUGCAAUGGGAAGUUUUUGGCAGGCUUCAAUAGGCUCGUUCAAGGUAUUACAUGUUCUGAACAAAUUGAAUGGUGGCCGGCAUAUGCU